Molecule: messenger RNA, 596 nt
Organism: Apus apus (common swift)
Lineage: Eukaryota; Metazoa; Chordata; Aves; Apodiformes; Apodidae
Gene: NDUFA13
Product: NADH:ubiquinone oxidoreductase subunit A13
Exons: 5
Coding region: 35-469 (144 amino acids)
Source: RefSeq, a predicted model, not a curated record
CUCCCGGCGGAAGUGACGUGUCGCGGCCGCCGUGAUGGCGGCGCCGAAGGUGAAGCAGGACAUGGCCCCGCCGGGCGGGUACGGACCCAUCGACUACAAGCGGCACCUGCCGCGCCGCGGCCUCUCAGGGUACAGCCUGUUCGCGCUCGGUGUCGGCAGCCUCCUGCUGGGGUACUACACCCUCAUCAAGUGGAACCGGGAGCGCAGGCGGCUGCUCAUCGAGGACCUGGAGGCUCGGAUCGCGCUGAUGCCGCUGCUGCAGGCGGAGUCGGACCGCAGGACCCUCCGCAUCCUGCGGCAGAACCUGGACGAGGAGGCCAAGAUCAUGAAGGAUGUUCCUGGCUGGAAGGUGGGUGAAUCCCUGUUCCACACCGACCGCUGGGUCCCCCCGACCCUGGAUGAGCUUUAUUACCUGCGCCCCUCCAGCGAGAUGGACAACGAGAAGUUUGGGCUGCAGUUCUACGUCUGAGGCACCGGGGGGACCCCCGGGGGACACCGGAGUGAUGCCAGAGUGGCACUGGCGCCGUGGGGGGGGGGCGGUGGGGGGGCGGUGGGAACUGUUCUAGAGUCUGUUAUUAAACCCCCCCCGCCCCGGA